Eimeria maxima is the source of this 1353-nucleotide messenger RNA. Its product is annotated as nucleoporin FG repeat-containing protein, putative. Bases 1 to 1353 code for a protein of 450 amino acids. Lineage: Eukaryota; Apicomplexa; Conoidasida; Eucoccidiorida; Eimeriidae. The record is from RefSeq and is a predicted model, not a curated record. The transcript is spliced from 10 exons.
AUGACCUAUACUGCCUUAGACUCGGAGCUGUGGGGUUUACGUUCCUCUGGAGGUGCCCGUACACUUAAGGAAAGAGUGUAUAGACACCCCGACUUUAUGCAAUUUGUUUUUCCCUCGCGAGGAUGCCAAACCCUCAACAGGAGGAAACACAACGGCCUUAUGGAUGUAUACUCUACACCCCCUCCACGAGGUUGGAAGACAGACGAGUGUUUUGUCUGCACUGAAGAAACGGCUCGCAUUAUCUUUUACCAGGUUGCGCGCGCGGUUUCGAGUCUACAUUCUUUGGGGAUUUUCCAUUUAGAUUUAAAGGCAGAAAAUAUUGCUGUUUCUCCUUUUUGCUGCCGCAUGCUGCGGCCAUUAAACUGCAGCAGCAGCAGCAACAACAGUAGUAGCAGCAGCAAUGGACACAGCAGCAGCAGCAACAGCAGCAGCGGAAACAGCAGCGAUAGCAGCAAAUGCUGGUGUUGUGGAGAUGCAUGCACUCAUGACUGUUGCAAUACAAGUUCCAACGGCGACUACAGCAGCAGCAGCAGCAGCAGCAGCAGCUGUAACAGCAACAGCAGCACGAGUGAAGGGGGUGAUGGUGGCACUCCCGAAGGAAUUGCCUGCAGAGAGGCGGAGGGUUUAUUUUUUUCUUCGUUGAUUGCUGGAGAAGAAUUAACGCCAAACCCUUUUCUUCAGCUAUCCGAUGCCGCGGCCGACCUCCUCUGGGGUAUGGUGACUGCAAACCCUUGCAAAAGGCUGCGGUUGUCGCAGAUGCUGACUCCUUCCCCCUUCGGGCAGCAGCCCGUUUCUCCGUUUCAGCCGCAGCCGCAGCAGCAGCAGCAGCCAUUUGUGUGGGGUGGUGCUGCUGCUGCUCCUGCUGCAGCAGCAAACCCCUUUGGAGGGGGUUUCGGCAGCAGCAACAGCAGCAGCAGCGGCUUCGGCAAUGCAACCCUCAAUCCCUUUGGUCAAUCUGCUGCUGCUGCACCUUUCUGUCCUGCCCCUGCAUCAACAGCAGCAGCAGCAGCACCAGCAGCAGCAGCACCAGCAGAUGGAUCCACUCCUAUGGCAGUACAGAAGGAAACAAAGGGAGAAAAAUAUACAGAAGGAAAAAUUUAUGUUGAGGCAUGGAAGCACCUCCAAACCGCGAAGAAAAGCGGAUGUUGGCCAUUUACCAGCACAAGUGCUGGCCCAUCCUCGUCGCCAGUGUUUAAGGGUUUAGAGAUUUCUAAUGACGAAUUGCGUUGGGAGUUUUACCAACGAAAUGAGCAGCAGCAGCAGCAGCUGAUGCAGCAGCUCAGGGCUGACGCAGCUGCAACACCGCUGCCCGCAGCAGUUUACCCGCGCCACAGCAAAACCCUAAAUAAAUAA